UCGAGCGUGGUCGCUUUUCAUUGGCCGACGAGUGUCGACCAAUCGGUGUGCUCCAUCUGUCUGCUACGGCGGCGGCUAACUCGGCAACCACGUCCGCUGUUCAAGGCAUUAUCGGCUAGUUCGCCUGUGAGUGAGCAUCGUUGUCGUCGUCGUCGAGCGGACUUUCGUUGUCCCGGCGUCUGAAAAUGCGGUCCUUCUGCUCGUUUUUGCUUCUGUUGGUGGUCACCCUCGCCGCCGCGGACGUCUACUUCGAGGAGAAAUUCCCGGAUGAUUCCUGGGAGGAGAAUUGGGUGUACUCCGAGCAUCCCGGAAAGGAGUUCGGAAAAUUCGUUUUGAGUCAUGGAAAAUUCUGGAACGAACCAGAGAAUGACAAAGGUAUUCAAACGUCUCAGGAUGCUAGAUUCUAUGCGCUCAGCAGGAAAUUCAAACCGUUCAGCAAUAAGGAUAAACCGCUGGUUGUACAGUUCUCUGUUAAACAUGAACAGAACAUCGAUUGCGGAGGUGGAUACGUGAAGGUAUUCGACUGCUCGUUGGACCAGAAGGACAUGCACGGAGAGUCUCCAUAUCAAAUUAUGUUCGGACCUGAUAUUUGCGGACCCGGAAUAAAGAAGGUCCACGUGAUCUUCUCUUACAAAGGCAAGAAUCUGUUGAUCAAUAAGGAAAUUCGUUGCAAGGACGAUAUCUACACCCACUUGUACACUCUGAUCGUGAAACCGGACAAUACAUACAAGGUUUUGAUCGACAAUGAGGAAGUUGAAUCUGGUGAAUUGGAAGCCGAUUGGGAUUUCCUUCCACCGAAGAAGAUCAAAGAUCCGAACCAGAGCAAACCACAAGACUGGGAUGAUAAGCCAACGAUUCCUGAUCCGGAUGAUAAGAAGCCGGACGACUGGGACAAACCUGAACACAUUCCCGAUCCAGAGGCCAGCAAGCCUGCAGACUGGGACGACGAAAUGGAUGGAGAAUGGGAAGCACCCAUGAUCGACAAUCCCGAUUACAAAGGUGACUGGCAACCGAAACAGAUCGACAAUCCUAACUACAAGGGACCGUGGAUUCACCCAGAGAUCGAUAACCCCGAGUACACUCCUGACCUAGAGUUGUACAAGAGGGACGAGAUCUGUGCCAUCGGUUUCGAUCUGUGGCAAGUGAAGUCGGGCACGAUUUUCGACAACAUCCUGAUCACCGACGACCCAGAGCUCGCUCGUAAAGUCGGCGAAGAAGUCUGGAAACCCACUCUCGAGGGAGAGAAGAAGAUGAAGGAAGCUCAGGAUGAGGCGGAACUGAAACAGAGAGAAAAGGAGAGCAAAGAAAACGAGGACAACAAGGAUGACGACGAAGACGAGGACGCUGAUGAGGAGGAGAACAACAACGUCCCUGAUGCUGAGGAGCACGACGAAUUGUAAAUAGCGUGUCGACAGACACGAAUACAGACUGUAUUCCAGGAGCUGUGUGGCCGCGCGACACCAUAAAAAAUUCGAAACAGAAUAAAAAAGGAGAUCCCUUGAAUUAAAGUUUAUCACCAUACUAAAACGAUCGGACAAAAGCUCAUCUGCAAACAAAAGUAGUUUCGUUUCCUUUUUCUGAACGUGGCCUCGUCUCCGUAGCCUAAAACGUUUCACAUAAAACCUAGUCUUCGUUCCACCGAACUGCCUGCAGCGACGAACGUCAUGGGAAUAAGAGAAAAAUGAAAGUGCUCGAGCUGCGUACUGCCAAGAGGUACGCUUAAGAUUCUAACGGAGAAGGAACCAUAAAUUUGUAUACACGUACGAAGCGGUAUAUGAGUAUGUAUUAUAGUAGAAGGUCCAUCUUGCCCGCCCGUGUCCCUACCAUGGCACAGCUCCACAAAAAGACUCUAAGUUGUUCCGUUUUUGUUUGUCAAGUGUUUUUAUAUACAAUUGAAAGAUAAUAUGAAGAUGUAAUUUAAUGACACUAUAUUAUAUAUAUAUAUACAUGUAUAAAUAUAUAUAUAUUAUUUCAAUUUCCGUACAGUGUACGCGCGUAUUAAAAGAAACAGCUCGCUCCAGUUUAAAAUGUAAGAGUGAUGAUUGGAUGUGUGCAGACAUGACUGAAUGAUAUAUAAAUAUAAAUACGAUUGGUAUGAUUAUGUAUCAAAUGCAAAACAAAGCUGAGUAACCGAUGUAAUAAAAUAAAUAAGACUUUUCUAGACGUG
Messenger RNA from Ceratina calcarata, 2167 nucleotides. RefSeq names its product calreticulin (gene Calr). The record is from RefSeq and is a predicted model, not a curated record. Gene Ontology annotation, cellular component: endoplasmic reticulum membrane; endoplasmic reticulum. Gene Ontology annotation, biological process: protein folding; ERAD pathway. Bases 186 to 1400 code for a protein of 404 amino acids. Gene Ontology annotation, molecular function: calcium ion binding. The transcript is spliced from 8 exons. NCBI's taxonomy places the organism in Eukaryota, Metazoa, Arthropoda, Insecta, Hymenoptera, Apidae.